UUGUCUCAUACAGGCCACCGUAGUCGUAAUCAUGGUACCGAUUUACAGCGUACUGUUUGGUAUUUGUUGUGUUGGGAUUUUUAUUAUUUUGCGGCUGCUGAUUGUCAUUAGUUCCGGUUCAAGAUGUAAACCCGGACAAAAAGGCCCAGUCUGCGUGCUGGUGGUUGCCGGAUCAGGUGGGCAUACAACUGAAAUUCUGCGAUUGAUGGCGAGCCUCUCCCAGUCUUACAGCCCGCGACACUAUGUCAUUGCAGACACCGACAAGAUGAGCGAGGACAAGAUCCGUGCCUAUGAAAGUUUGGAAAAGGGCCAAGAGUCCAAGUUUACGGUUCACCGGAUCCCUCGGAGUCGCGAGGUGCGGCAGUCAUGGAGUUCGUCAGUGGCCAGCACUUUGAACGCCAUCCGCUUCUCCAUCCCUCUCAUGUUCCGACUCAGGCCUGACAUGGUGCUGUGCAACGGUCCCGGUACCUGUGUCCCCCUGUGCCUGGCGGGACUUCUGCUAGGAACUGUGGGAUUGAAGAAGGUUGUGAUUGUCUACGUCGAGAGCAUCUGCAGGGUAGAGACCCUGUCGCUUUCCGGAAAGAUCCUCUACCAUCUCUCAGACUAUUUCUUCGUGCAGUGGCCGACCUUGAAGGACAAACACCCCAAAGCCAUCUACCUGGGACGGAUAGUCUAAGCUGUCUGUCAACCAAAGACUGUAACUUUGUGACCGACAGUCUUUUACUAUUAUGCUUGAAAGAUGACAUUUUUGAACUUGGACAGGUUUUGUUUCGUUGUGAAAGAAAAAAAAAACGGUUGUUUUUCUACACACACGAAAAAUGAAAUCAAAAGACAAGUAAUCUGUGAGUGCUGUAAGGUUGAGGCCUGGUCUUGUAUGUUUAGAACGCAUAACACCAUGCUGUUAAUCCCCAGAAGUAUAAAGAGAAGGAAUACAAGGAAUCUCAUUGAGGUGUCGAAGAAGCAUCGAAUAGAUGGACAGAGAGAUUACCCCAGACUUUCUGGUUUUUUAAUAGAACCCUGGAGAAGAAUCCAACAUGAUUGUGACAGGAAAGACGGGAGGGUGAGCUCAACUGUCACGCUUUCUUCAAAACAUGACAACCGCCAUUGUUAGGGAAGAACGGCGUGAUGACAAGGAGGCAAGAUGGCACAAGAUCACCUCACAUCCUCUCGCCACUCAAUCAGCGGCAUGCUUCGCACCAUGAAAGGUUUUACUGUACAUUUAAUUAAACAUUCUGUAGAGUGCGAAAAAGUGAUGUUCUUCAAUGUCAUGGAAACAUAACUUAUCAUCCCACCCACUCUGCUUGACAAGUACUUGUACAACUGCCCGUAAUAACCCCCUUCUCUGGCUCUUGUGGCAGAAAGUGCAAAUUAAAAGCAUUUUUGUGUGCUUACGUGAAGUCGGGUGGCCUCGGUCUGGUGAAAUCCCCAUGUAUCAAAGUCGUAACGGGGUAAUUCCUCUGAAAUGUACCGGCACGUUCGUAGUACACAAUGCCUCCCUGAAUGUUAAUAUCCAUAUCAGUGGCCCCCCCUUCGAGAUGUUCAUUCUCAGUCGUUUGUGUACGCUUUGUAAACAGAUUGUGUGAUUGUGUUCGGGGCUUGGGUGCAGCGUUGUGCCUUGUUUGUUUGUCUUUGCAUUGUGGGAGGCUUUCCUGUUGCUGGACGGGGUUCGCUCGACAGGAACAGCACUGAGCUAAUGGUGGUUUGUUUUACGGCAUUAGAAGAGGGAACAGAAGGAGAAUAAAAAAAAUGA
Osmerus eperlanus (European smelt) is the source of this 1750-nucleotide messenger RNA. It is a transcript of the gene alg14, whose product is annotated as ALG14 UDP-N-acetylglucosaminyltransferase subunit. Bases 32 to 676 code for a protein of 214 amino acids. Gene Ontology annotation, molecular function: N-acetylglucosaminyldiphosphodolichol N-acetylglucosaminyltransferase activity. The transcript has 4 exons. The record is from RefSeq and is a predicted model, not a curated record. Gene Ontology annotation, cellular component: UDP-N-acetylglucosamine transferase complex. Gene Ontology annotation, biological process: dolichol-linked oligosaccharide biosynthetic process. NCBI's taxonomy places the organism in Eukaryota, Metazoa, Chordata, Actinopteri, Osmeriformes, Osmeridae.